Anopheles darlingi is the source of this 533-nucleotide messenger RNA. RefSeq names its product adult-specific cuticular protein ACP-20-like. The transcript has 2 exons. NCBI's taxonomy places the organism in Eukaryota, Metazoa, Arthropoda, Insecta, Diptera, Culicidae. Bases 39 to 533 code for a protein of 164 amino acids. The record is from RefSeq and is a predicted model, not a curated record. Gene Ontology annotation, cellular component: extracellular matrix.
AAAGAACCGAAAACCGACAUCGCUACUCGUACUCCAAAAUGUUCCUCAAACACCUUUUCCUAUCAGCGGUGCUCUUGGUUUGCGUCGCUGGAGCACGUUUGAAGCACCAGGUCGAGUACGAGACGGCCGUAAAGCACGAACCGAAACCACAUCAUCAGUUCGAGGAGGUCGAUGCCGGUAAGGAGCUGGCAGACGAUGCCACACAGGAAGGCGGUGCCGGCGGUCCCGAGGAUUACUACGCGUAUCCCAAGUAUCAGUUCGAGUACGGUGUCAAGGAUCCGCUCACCGGUGAUCACAAGAGCCAGUGGGAGAUGCGCGAUGGUGAUAUUGUCAAGGGAGCGUACACGCUGGAUGAGCCCGAUGGUACGCAGCGCAUCGUGGAGUAUCGGGCCGACGAUGUCAACGGAUUCCAGGCGAUCGUGAAGCGGAUCGUAAAACCGGAGGCGACGCACGAAGCGAUCCAGAAGCUCGCCCAGGCAGGUCCAGGCGCGGGAGUCGGCCAGAGUUACAGCAAGCUGAAGAAGUUUAGCUAA